Messenger RNA from Zingiber officinale, 1857 nucleotides. Its product is annotated as magnesium transporter MRS2-I-like. Bases 209 to 1384 code for a protein of 391 amino acids. Gene Ontology annotation, biological process: magnesium ion transport; transmembrane transport. Gene Ontology annotation, cellular component: membrane. The record is from RefSeq and is a predicted model, not a curated record. Lineage: Eukaryota; Viridiplantae; Streptophyta; Magnoliopsida; Zingiberales; Zingiberaceae. Gene Ontology annotation, molecular function: magnesium ion transmembrane transporter activity. The transcript is spliced from 11 exons.
UGCGUCUCCUCCGUCCGUUUUUCUCGCAGUUGAAUCGCAGCGAUAAAAGCGGCGGCACGGCUGUUCCACCGCCUCCGCAUUGCCCUCCUCCUCCAAUCAUUCGGCGAAGAAGGGAGCGAUCUCGUCGCCCGCUGCCUUCCGCCCCCUUCCCGAUCCGGCCAGCGUAACCGGCGGCCAGCGAAGAUGUGAAAUUCCAGCGGCGGGCGAGAUGGCGGGCGAGGCGUUUCUGGCUGCCGCGGACGCGCAGGUCUCUCUGAAGAAGAAGACUGCCGCGGCCAGGAGCUGGAUUCUGUUCGAUUCCGCUGGGAAAGACACGAUCCUGGAUGUCGACAAGUACGCCAUCAUGCACCGGGUUCAGAUCCACGCGCGCGACCUCAGGAUCCUGGAUCCCCUUCUCUCCUACCCUUCCGCGAUCUUGGGCAGGGAGGGCGCCAUCGUGCUCAACCUGGAACACAUAAAAGCGAUCAUCACUGCGGACGAGGUUUUUCUUAGGGAUCCCAGCGAAGAUAAUGUUGUCCCGAUUGUGGAAGAGCUUCGUAGAAGAUUACAAUCUCAGAACAUUAAUCAAGCUCAUGGUGAAGGAAAAGAGAGCACUGUUUGCCAACAUGAUUUAGAAGCUAUUGAAGAAGAUGAAUCUCCUUUUGAAUUUCGAGCUCUCGAAGUUGCUUUAGAAGCUAUUUGCAGCUAUCUUGAUGCACGUGCUACAGAACUUGAAACUGCUGCUUACCCAGCCUUAGAUGAACUUACUUCCAAGAUUAGCAGUCGUAACUUGGAUCGAGUGCGCAAACUGAAGAGUUCCAUGACUAGGUUGACUGCUCGUGUACAAAAGGUAAGGGAUGAGCUGGAACAGUUAUUGGACGACGACGAUGAUAUGGCCGAUCUUUACUUGUCAAGAAAAAUCGCAGGAGCCUCCACUCCUGUAAGUGGUUCUGGUGUUCCUAACUGGGCCCCUGCUUCUCCAACAAUCGGCUCAAAGAUAUCCAGAGCAAGCAAGGCAAGCGCAGCAACCAUACAUGGAAAUGAGAAUGAUGUGGAGGAGCUAGAAAUGUUACUAGAGGCAUACUUCAUGCAAAUCGAUGGUACAUUAAACAAGAUGACUACCCUGCGUGAAUACAUUGAUGACACGGAGGACUAUAUCAAUAUUCAGCUUGACAACCAUCGAAAUCAGCUUAUUCAGUUAGAACUGUUUUUGAGUUCCGGCACAGUUAGCCUGUCGAUCUAUUCACUAGUUGCUGGAGUAUUUGGAAUGAACAUACCAUACUCGUGGAACAAUGACCAUGGAUAUGUGUACAAAUGGGUUGUUAUCAUUUCCGGCCUGGCUUCAGCAUUCGUGUUUAUUUUCAUCAUCGCCUAUGCUCGCCACAAAGGUCUUGUUGGAUCUUAAUCCACUUAGAAGUACCUAAUCCUGGAGUUGGAUAUCGAAAUAUGCCUUCCAAAUUUGACCUGCUCUUUCAAGUCCAUUGAAAUGAAGAGGCCAUGUGCUCCAGUUAUUCAAAGUUAUAAACAAGAUUUGGGAGCUUUCAUUUUGCGAAUCAUUUACUGGAAGAUCAAGUGGAGAGACGUGCCUACAAGAUGUAGCUCUUGUAGCUAGAGGGGGUCUAAAGGAACUAGAGAAAGUGUGGCAUUGCCUUAUACGAUUUUUUCUUUGAUCUCUCAUUUCUUCACUUUCGUUUCUUAAAUUGGACCGUUGUGCUGAUUAUUGUACUGACGAAAGACCUUAUAGUAGUUACAUUGUCAGGGCAGUUCCUGUUUUAGAAAUUGAUGGCUGUUGGAUCGGAAUGAGUCGUAGGAUCAGAAUGAUAACUUGUCUGCUUAGUGGCAAUCAAUAAUUUUAAAAUGCGUAGUCAUAUUUCUUAA